Molecule: messenger RNA, 1323 nt
Organism: Talaromyces rugulosus
Lineage: Eukaryota; Fungi; Ascomycota; Eurotiomycetes; Eurotiales; Trichocomaceae
Exons: 2
Coding region: 1-1323 (440 amino acids)
Cellular component (GO): mitochondrial intermembrane space; cytoplasm
Molecular function (GO): coproporphyrinogen oxidase activity
Source: RefSeq, a predicted model, not a curated record
AUGGCAUCUCCUCGCCUCUGGAUGCCUAUGGCGAGGUCUGCCGCUCGCGCAGGCAUCAAAAAGGAAGCUUACUCUCGUGUCCUGCAGCGCCAAAAUGUGCGAUUCUACAACUCCAAGAAAGAACCCGAGAAAUACACGAUCUGGCGACCCUAUCUUCGUCUCGCCAUUGGAAUCCCCUUUAUUGGUGCCUUGAUAUACUCGAUGGUCACGGAGAAUGUCGCGCAAACCGAAGCCCCGACAAUUGCAGAAAUCGACGAGGCCUUGAAACGCCGGUCCAAGGUCGACGAAGCGUCGCCGAUGCGUCUGCGAAUGGAGAAGUUAAUAAAGGACCAGCAAAAGAAAAUCACAGAAGAGCUGAGCAAGAUCGACGGCCAGCCCUUCCGCGCAGACACAUGGACUCGCCCCAAUGGCGGCGGAGGCAUAUCGUGCGUGCUCCAAGAUGGCAAUGUCUUUGAAAAGGCCGGUGUGAACGUGUCGGUCGUGUACGGCGAAUUGCCACGUCCAGCAAUCGAGAAGAUGCGCGCAGACCACAAGUCCUUUGUUGGCUCGAACGUCGAGUCUCUCAGCUUUUUCGCCGCCGGCCUGUCCCUGGUCUUGCAUCCUCACAACCCCAAUGCGCCAACGGUGCAUUUGAACUAUCGCUAUUUCGAGACCUCAGACCCGAAAGACCCCAUGAACGGAGACAAGAACUGGUGGUUUGGCGGAGGCACGGAUUUGACGCCCUCCUACCUCUUCCCCGAGGACUGCAAGCACUUCCACCAGACAAUCAAAGACACCUGCGACCGCCACGACUCAACCUACUACCCGAAAUUCAAGGCCUGGUGCGAUAAAUACUUCUACAUCCCCCACCGGGGCGAAGCCCGCGGCGUCGGCGGUAUCUUCUUCGACGACCUAGACGCACACUUUUUGCAAUCCUCGGCGUCAUCUUCCCAAAACCCUCAGGAAACUCUAUUUUCUUUUGUCAGCGACGCCCUGGCAUCAUUCUUGCCUUCUUACGUGCCCAUCCUAGAACGACGCAAGGACAUGCCCUAUACCGAGGCACAAAAGGCCUGGCAACAGCUCCGCCGCGGUCGAUACGUGGAAUUCAAUCUUGUCUAUGACCGCGGCACCAGCUUCGGUCUUCGCACGCCCAACGCGCGCGUUGAAAGUAUUCUGAUGAGUCUCCCUCGCACGGCAAGCUGGGCAUACAUGGACCCUGUUUCGGGAACGAGAACCGAGACGACGCAAGCUGCUGCUGAAGAUGGCCAGGUGGACGUCGAGGAAACUGCGCGCGAGCGAGAGAUUCUCGAUGUGCUCAAGAAUCCUCGGCAAUGGGCAUGGUGA